UAAGUUAACAGUUGGUUCUCAAACGUGCUCGCAAUUCGCGAUGUUGUUUUUCUGCCCGUCUUGCGGCAAUAUAUUAAUUAUUGAAGAGGACACCUCCAGCCACAGAUUCACGUGCAACACGUGCCCAUUCAUUUCGAAAAUCAAGCGCAAGAUAUCCACAAAAACCUACCCGCGACUCAAGGAGGUGGAUCACGUUUUGGGCGGUGUAGCUGCGUGGGAGAACGUGGACUCCACGGAUGCCGAGUGCCCGGCCUGCUCACAUAAGCGCGCAUACUUUAUGCAAAUACAAACACGCUCAGCGGAUGAGCCCAUGACCACAUUCUACAAGUGCUGCAAUCACCAGUGCGGUCACACCUGGCGCGACUAGACUCAUGCGCUACCUACAGACACUACUGCUCAGACGCCUCCACGGUACCCGCCCACAUUUACAGUCCAGCUGCAGCAGCAGCAACAACAUGCAGACAAAGCAGCAGAACCAGCCGACUCCAGUCUGUGCUGUGGCAUCGCUGGAUGCUCUGAAACUGGCCGAGCAGUGCCUGCAUCUUGGCCAGGUUA
Messenger RNA from Drosophila montana, 555 nucleotides. RefSeq names its product RNA polymerase III subunit K (gene Polr3K). The transcript has 2 exons. Gene Ontology annotation, biological process: DNA-templated transcription; termination of RNA polymerase III transcription. Gene Ontology annotation, cellular component: RNA polymerase III complex. Lineage: Eukaryota; Metazoa; Arthropoda; Insecta; Diptera; Drosophilidae. Gene Ontology annotation, molecular function: nucleic acid binding; zinc ion binding. Bases 41 to 367 code for a protein of 108 amino acids. The record is from RefSeq and is a predicted model, not a curated record.